This is a messenger RNA of Paraglomus brasilianum, 2739 nucleotides long. The record is from the annotation of a GenBank genome assembly. NCBI's taxonomy places the organism in Eukaryota, Fungi, Glomeromycota, Glomeromycetes, Paraglomerales, Paraglomeraceae.
AUGUGGAAGAGACUAUCCCUGACAUUUCCAAGAGACAAGCUGUUUUCUCAUACACCUUCUACAUCAAUUGACUCUAUUCAAUCAUUAUCACCAACGUCCACAACAGGAGAGAACGAGUUACCGACAAACAGAACACUAAAAUCGGUUGAGCGCCGUCAAUCACUCCCCUCAGACGAGACAUUUAUCCUUGCGAUAAUAGGAAAACCUAAUGUCGGCAAGUCAACAAUAACAUGCACCGGACUUCGGAAUCUUGCCCCAAUAAAAAAUGUCGGCGUAGAACAGAGCAUACUAAAGACCCCAAGCUUCAUAUCAGAGAUCGAAGUAGACGAUCAUUUAUAUCCAGUCGAAGUCAUGGAAUUACGAGAAGAUGUCUUUGACAUGCGCUCAGACAUAGAAUGGCCACGAGACCUUCCCGAAAUCGACGGAGUCUUGGUAUGUUACGAUUGCGAAAACCGAGACACAAUAGCAAAUAUUGCUUGGCUAUUGAGCGCCUUUAGAGAAUUCGAGGUUCCUGCAAUCCUCGUAGCCACAAAAUCAGAAUCGCCAAACCGUCGAGUGGACACUGCGCACGGCACAAAGCUGGGCGGUUUAUUCAACGUGGGUUUUGUCGAACUCGACACUGCAAAUCCACAAAGCUCGGAAAAGAUACACGACGUAUUCUCCAUGCUCCUUCGUCUGGCUAUCCGACGACGAGAAUUCCAAAGACAGCGUGCGGACAAGAGGCAGCGACGUGAUAGUCAUGAAACGUCCAUAAGCGAGUUGGACCUUAUCCCGUUUUACAAGCACAAGAGAACAAGUAGCGAUGUUAGUCACAACAACCACACAAGAAAGAAAAAAGACUUGGGAAAAGAACUUAGCAGAUCUUGGAGAUCAAAUUGGCGGUAUAACAACAGCAGCAGCAAAUCGUUAUCAACAAAAUAUGCGAGCGACGACGAGUCGACGGCAAGAGUUGCUACAUGCUCCUUGUCGAGAUCUCUUCCUCGCUUUAUUGCAAAACCACCUGAAAUUUCCAUCACUCCACCCCAAUCGCCAUCAAGAUCGCCUCCAACAUCAGCUCACACGUCCCCGACAAACCGCACUCCUCAUCCUCCCCAUCGACGAGCAUUGUUACCGUACUCUACUCUUUUACAAGUCAAAGAAAUUGACGAAGAAACGUCGCAAAAAGACACUCAAUCGACCGAAUCACGAAUGUCGACUGAUUCCUCCUUUUCAAUUGCAAGCGACGGCUCGACAAACUGGGAUUGUAUGUUCCAAAUGGACCCAGUAGACAAAUCACGUCGUUCGAAUAGUAAUGUUCAAGAGUGUGGAUUGGCAAUCAAUGAAUUGAUCGAUAGGUUGACUUGUGGCGGGGGAUACGGAACGCACGAAGAUCCGUUUGUCAUUACCUUUUUCUGUGUUUAUAGAACUUUUAUGAAACCAAGAGAGGUUUUGGAAAAGUUGAUUGAAAAGUACGAGAAUAGUGGAAAUGCUGGUGGUGAAAGAGGAAACCCUGCACAGCAAAAAAUAUGCAGUCUAAUCUACCAUUGGAUAACAAAACAUCCUCAAGACAUGAUUCACCUGCAAACCCGCGCUCUCCUUCGUACUUUCCUGCAAACAAUCACAUCCUGCUCUCAUCUAUCAUACUAUGCAAUAAUCCUCGAACCUCUCAUCAUGGCCGAUUCACCAACAACAGACAUUGACGACUUGUGGGGACAUGUAGAUGUCGAUUACCCAGACAUUGACUUUGAAAAACUUACUCCACCCCACUCUGACGAACUGUCUGUCGAAUACCACGGCGAACAUACGAUAAAACACUCGACAAAGACCGAUUCCGGCUUUGCAAACUGGUUCAAUACCGAUGUGUUUGAAGAUGAUGACAUUCAUCUUGAUAUCGGGAUAAACGAAGUCAAGUUACGUAAAAGGAAUGCGUUGGGUGAGAGAAAGGCUAGUUUGAUUGUUGUUGGAAACGCAGCACACCCGAGAACUCUGAGUCAAGUGCCUUUUGAGGAAUUGCCCGAAAAGGCUAUUGCGGCCGAGUUGACUUAUGAAGAGUUGCAAUUGUUUAAAAAGAUUCAGCCACGAGAUCUUCUUAGACAUGUCAGGAAUCCUUCAGACUGUCCCCGCAGACUAGAGGGUCCAGUAGCUGCGUCGAUCAAACAUUUCAAUUUUAUCUCUGCUUGGGUAUCAACAAUGGUUCUUUCUCAAGAAAAAGUCAAGCAUCGUGCUGCUAUGCUGAAAAAGUUUAUGAAGAUUGCAGUGAUAAUCCGCGAAUCAAACAACUACAAUACUCUAAUGGCCAUCAUAGCCGGUAUCAAUUGCACGUCUAUCCAACGCCUUCGUCGUACGUGGGAAAUCGUACAGUCAAAAUCCGUCUAUAAGAAAUACCGCUCGCUCGAGAUUCUCAUGUGCAGCGAAAAGUCUUAUCACAACUACCGAACGGCAUUAAAAUCGUGCGGUGAGGAUGACAAGGCAAUACCCUACCUUGGAAUACAUUUGCGCGAUUUAGUGUCGAUAUGUGAGGGUAACAAUAACAUGAGAUUAGACGGAAAGUUGCAUUGGGAAAAGUUUUCCAUGAUGGGAGAUCUGUUCAUGGUGAUUGAAAAGUUCCAAAAGAUACCAUACAAUAUAAAACCCAAUAAAUUCAUUGAGAACUUUAUUAACGAUACGGAAAUUUUGGAUGAAGACGAUCUCUACUCCAAAUCACUCGAGCUCGAACCCAAAGUGCAGCGAUCGGCUAGCACAUCUCGCGUUAGACGAUGA